AUGGUCGGAAAAGUUAGCGAGAAGGUUCUCGCCCGUGAGGGCCUAGAGAGGACCGACAACAACAUGAAGAUGUCUAGUUGGCCCGAGGCGACCCCGAUCAACCAGAAGAACUACUACACCGAUUACAUGAAGCGCGAUGACCAGAUCCUAGCUACUCGCCUGCAGAACGACGCCACUCGCGACAGACUUGUCCAGAACGCAAAGGACCGCGACCGAGCUCUCGCACGCAAUGGAAACGCGGAGGUUCCUCUUAUCAUACCCGAAAUUCACGGCGAUGAUGCCCCUUCCGAAGUUGGCGGGCUUGACCCCUCCAAAGUCAUCGUCAUCCAUCCCGGCAGCCAGAACCUCCGCAUCGGCUUCGCGAGUGAUGCGCUACCCAAGUCGAUCCCUAUGACACUGGCCAACAAAUACCCGCAGACCGAGGCUGACGCCCACGAUCCGAUCCCGCGCCGCCAGGCCGAUGCGCAGACCGCCGAUGAGCAGUAUGGCGAAGAGUGGUCCAAGAAGUUCACCAAGUGCAGUCAUGACCUCAAGAUGGAGAUGCGUGCCAACAAGCGCAAAGUUCUGCCAAAUUCCAAGGAGCUGGUUCUCAACUAUAACCGCCGCACCGAGCCGGAUGUUAUUCCUCAACACAAUGACCCGUUGCAAAUCGAAUGGACUGAUGUCAAAACCUUGGACGACCCCCAGUCGACGGCAUCAUGCUUUAUCGGCGGAGAGGCUCUGAGAGUUCCUGAUGACUCGGAUCCCAAGUUCAAACUCUGGUGGCCCAUGCGGCAUGGCUGGCUCAACGAGGAAGACUACGAAAGCGCAGAGCACCUUUUCAACGAUUUCGAAACCGUCAUCGAAAAGGCCAUUCGGCAGGACCUCGGCCUCUCCCGAAACAGCGUCUGGCCGCAGUAUAGCUGCGUCUUCGUGAUCCCCGAUCUAUAUGACAAGAAGUACGUAGAAAUGCUGCUUCGCUUUUGCAUGAUCGGCUUUGAAUUCAACAAGGUGUGCUUCAUCCAAGAGAGCAUGGCUGCCACGUUCGGUGCCGGAUAUACUCAGGCAUGUGUCGUGGAUGUUGGUGCUCAGAAGACGUCCAUCUCAUGCGUUGAGGAUGGCCUCUGCAUUGAAGACUCUCGCAUUAACCUCAAGUACGGAGGAUACGAUGUCACAGAGACGUUCAUCAAGAUGAUGCUUUACGACAACUUCCCAUACCAGGAGAUCAAUCUGCAGCGGCGCUAUGAUUUCCUGCUCGCAGAGGAGCUCAAGAUCAAGCACUGCACCAUGUCACAGGCCGACAUUUCUGUCCAGCUUGCUCAGUUUCAUCUUCGUGCACCAAAUCAGCCCACCCACAAGUACCAGUUCAAGACGUAUGACGAAGUCAUCCUAGCCCCCAUGGGCUUCUUUGACCCUGACUUGUUCGACAACGAUCACAAGCUGAAGGGCCGCCGCAAGCUCGUGGAUCGAUCCUACAACGCUUACGAGGCCGAAAUACCAGACGACCCUACAUCGGCUGCGCAGUUUGGCAUUCUGGCUCUCGUCAAGCCCUCCCUGAACGCUGCCACCGCCCCGGCCGCCCCCGCUGGCUCUGUGAACGGCAUCGGCGCAUCACAAACGGAGGUCUCCACUCCCAUGAAGGAGAAGCCACAGCCAUUCGAUAGCUUCAAACGCAGUGAGAACGGCACAAAUGGCACCCCUGGAGGUUCCAAAGCCACAUCACCGGCACCGGAAGGCGCCAGUACACCGGCUCCUGCGCCCUUCGUCUUUGGCGCAGGAAGGGAGGGCAUUAAUGGCAGCCCAGCCCCGAACGGAGGGACACCGGCGCCUAACGGAGCAGCUGCCUCGCAACCCCCUGCCGGCAUGUUCGUCGACGCGCAUGCGCGAAGCGCCAAGUCGAUUGCCGUUGAGCGUGAUGAGGUGCUUCCAAUAGCCCCUCUUGAUCUGGCUAUCCUCACAAGCAUCUAUAACGCUGCCAAGGGCGACGAGAAGAAGGUUCGUGAUCUGUUGGGCAGUAUCAUGGUUGUUGGCGGUGGCUCCAAGAUUCCUCAAUUCACAGCAGUCCUCGAGGAGAAGCUCAAGGUCCGACGUCCGGACCUGCAAGACCGCAUCCUCAUCAGUCGUAGCGCCAGAGACAUGGACGAACAGGUGGUGGUGUGGAAGGGAGCCAGUGUCUUCGCCAAGCUUCCGACGAAUGAUUCGUGGGUCACGCCGUUCGAGUUUGAGCGCCAGGACGCCCGCAUCCUGCACCACAAGGUGCUCUGGGCUUGGUAG
This is a messenger RNA of Verticillium dahliae VdLs.17, 2253 nucleotides long. RefSeq lists its product as uncharacterized. Bases 1 to 2253 code for a protein of 750 amino acids. Gene Ontology annotation, cellular component: Ino80 complex. The record is from RefSeq and is a predicted model, not a curated record. The transcript has 3 exons. Lineage: Eukaryota; Fungi; Ascomycota; Sordariomycetes; Glomerellales; Plectosphaerellaceae. Gene Ontology annotation, biological process: regulation of DNA-templated transcription; double-strand break repair.